GGCACACAAGAAACAAAGGACCCUUGACAUAGCUUCCUCAUGGUGGCAUGAACAAAGCCUUUCCUGAUGAAAUUUUUAUUAUUAUUAAUAUUCUGGUCUACAUAGCUCUCUACUUUAUUCAGCCCAAUGGCAUGGAUGUUGCCAAUUAUAAAUGACAAACUAUUGAAGGAAGAGAAUUCCAGUUCUUUAAAGAACGACGAAUUGGUCUCCAGCCUGAAUUGCCUCCAGCUUAAUUAGAGGGGGAGGAGUUGUGCCUAAAAAAACAAACCCAACCUGUCGUUCUGAGCUCUGCCAACCUGUCAGUCCAGCCAUGCAAGAGAGGGAGAGAGAGAAAAAAGGAGGGAGUGAAGCAGAGAUUCUUUCAGAUCUCAGCAGAUAUUAAGAUUUCCAAUGAACAAAGGAAACAAAUAGCCCUCGGGACCACAGGUGUGUUCUGUAAGCUGAUGCCACGAGGCAGAUAUGAGAAAGAUGACUGAACAGAGUGGUUGCUAUAGGCCUGUAAACAUACAGGGAAAUAAGAUCAGUUACAAAGGCUCUUGCAAAAAAAGCCCAGAAAUGGGGAUGAAAAGACAGCAGAAGCGGUUUCUCCACAAGGAUGGCAGCUGCAAUGUGUACUUCAAACACAUCUUUGGGGAAUGGGAGAGCUACGUGGUGGACAUAUUUACCACCCUGGUGGACAUCAAAUGGCGCCACAUGUUUGUCAUCUUCUCCCUGUCCUAUGUUCUGUCAUGGCUGUUCUUUGGACUGGUCUUCUGGCUGAUAGCAAUGCAACAUGGAGAUUUAUUGAACGACGAAGAAACAACCCCCUGUGUUGCAAAUGUCCAUAGCUUCACGGGGGCAUUCCUGUUCUCCCUGGAAACCCAGACGACCAUUGGUUAUGGUUACCGCUGCGUUACAGAGGAGUGCUCUGUGGCAAUCCUGAUGGUUAUCCUGCAGUCAGUACUAAGCUGCAUUAUCGACACUUUCAUCAUCGGAGCAGCCUUGGCUAAAAUGGCCACAGCUCGAAAAAGAGCUCAGACCAUUCGUUUCAGCUACUAUGCUGUGGUAGGCCUAAGGGAUGAUAAAUUCUGCCUGAUGUGGCGCAUUGGCGAUUUCCGACCAAACCACAUGGUUGAGGGCUCUGUACGAGCUCAGCUCCUACGCUACAAGGAAGACAAGGAAGGAAGGAUGACAAUGGAAUACAAGGACUUGAAGCUGCUGAAUGACCAGAUCAUACUUGUUACACCAGUGACAGUAGUGCAUGAAAUUAAUAGUGAGAGUCCUUUGUAUGGUCUGGACCGGAAAGCUUUGGCCAAGGACAACUUUGAGAUCUUGGUCACAUUUGUCUACACAGGGGAUUCAACAGGAACUUCACAUCAGUCAAGAAGCUCAUACGUGCCCAGAGAGAUUCUUUGGGGCUAUAGGUUUAAUGACGUCUUACAUGUAAAGAAAAAGUACUACAAAGUGGAUUGCUUGCAGUUUGAAGAAACUACAGAGGUUUAUGCUCCUCACUGCAGUGCUAUGCAGCUGGAUCGAAAGGAGCAAGAAUGGAAUAGGACAGAGAAGGCACUGGAAAAAGAAGCAGAGACAUCAAUGACAGAAAUCAAACCAUUUAGCGAGAACCAGAAAUCAUUUAGUGCUGUUGCCCUCAUCACUAGUUGUGAAGAUCCAGAAGACCUGGUGGCAACUGUCAGUCAGCCUUCUGGAGAAGCUUCAUAUCAGAAAGCAGCUGUGACCUUAAGCAGGCUAUCACUGGAGUCACAAAUCUAGCUUUUCACUGCAAUUAAAAUCAGUUCCAACAACUUCUCCUAGCACAGCUUUUAGAGUAUAAACAAUGAACUCAUGCACAAGUAUUUACAUUAUGAGCCUCAUACUGUCAGCAUGCCUACAUUACAAUACUGAGCUGCUAAAAGGAGCUUCAUAAUGGUUAGUGUGGGUAUCAGUAACAGAUUAGUGUUGGCACAAGAAAGCAGCUUAAAUUUGGGUUGACUAGACAGCUACUGUGCUUGAGCAAACUUAUUCUAAACUUUAUUACCCUGCAGGGACUAAUGUUGAAGACACCCAGAGAGAGAGAAUGAUCUGGGCAGAGAACAAGAACAGUGAAGUGUGCCCUCUAGGUCAGAUAUUUCAGAACUGCCUAAUUUGCUUGGGAUCUCAGUUCCCAGUCCCUCUGGGAGGCUCUGAAAUUCCCCUACCAUCACAGAAAAUGAUUGAUCUUCUGUGGCAAUUGCCCCUCUCUGGUAGUUCAAGUGAAGCCCCUUUCCUGGGGUUGCACUGCGGAACGUGUAGGGCUGUGCUAUGUAAGAGGAGCAAAGUGGCAGUACUGGAACCCAGCAUUACUGGGUAGCUUUGAGAACUUGCUUAUACUCUCAGUUCUGUGAGAUACCCAAUGAGAUCCUGCAGAGCUUUUCUCAUUUCUUUGUCAUGAGCUGCUCCCAGUAAUGCCACCAGCCUCACAAUUCAAUCUAUGUGCUAUAUCAGCUGCAUGCUAUGGUGCUGCAUGCAGGCUUGGCUCUGUCAGCAAGGAGGGCUGGUCAAAUGGGCUCCUUUACACUCAUCAGAAAUCAAAAUGGAACCUCGAGCAUGAGGUGAAAAUCAGCACAAUGGUGUUAAGCCUCAGGACAGAGCAGCCUGGUCUUAGAAGGAGCUUUGCCAUUCUUAAAAUCAAAAUGUCUUUUCAUUUCAGAAUGCCAGCCUUGCUUUUGCUUUUAUUGUGUUACACUGCUUUAAAUUGUCCAGUCUAGAGACCAAACGGCCUGAUUUUGUCAAAAUGAAAUAUGUUUAUUCAUCUGAAAUGGCUAAAAAUGAUCCUUUGCAGAGAAAUUCAACACACUCAUCUGUCAGCUCCAUUUGCAAAGAAAAAGAAAAAGGAAGAAAAUGUCAGUGUUUUGAAGCUGCCCAUAACAUGGAAGUUCCACGCCCUGCACACCUCUGUUAUCCAAUAUGCAAUAUCUCAUCAUGCUUUCCCCCCCCCCCGAUGAUGAUCGCAUCUAACUUACGUUAUGUUUCGUUACCCUGCUGAUGUAAAAGUUAUCGUCUCUGAAUUUAUGGUUGCCUAAAAUGGAAUUUGUCUUACCUGACCUCAGCCACCAAGAGGUGAAGUACCGCCUACUGCCCAAGGCUCUCUGUAGUUGCUGUAACUUUGUUCUGCCUUCACAGGGGAGUCCAUUCCAUCUCCAUCUGAGUGCUUGGGGGAGCUGAAGGCAAUAGGAUGGUAUUAUCCUGGAAGCGCUCAUCCAUCCCUGUUUGCUGUUGAAGGAGAUGAGAUGACUGUUUUGGAAAUGCUAGCUAACUUUAAGCAGCUAAAAUUAGGUCUGAUGAGUCAUUCCCAUCAUGCUGACUAAUUCAAAGUUUUUAUGAGCUAAUCACAUUUAAUGAAAAGAAAACCAGCAAACUGAUUGUUUUUCUCCUCUCCUCUCCUCGAACUUACUGCAUUAUUUUAACACACCUUACAUUUCUUUACACUCAUACAAGUUCUGGAUGCUAUGUGACCCCUUACAGGUAAAACCAAGCAUAUUAACAAGCCUGAGUGGAGGUGGUUACUCCUAAGCUCAUUAACUGACACGGUUCAGGUGCUGUUUGUAAAGGCAGUUUCCCUCCCCAAGCUGCAAACUGCAGCUUUCCCUCUCCCAGCAAUGUACUGCGUGAGCCUCUUGCGGUGAAGAUAAUUCUUUCCUUGGAAUGACUUUCCUGUCAGUGAAUGUACCAGGAGUCUGAUUUGGCUUUUGGUCACAUGCUUCUUGGUAUAGAUAGAUAUAAAUACGUGAGUAUGUAUAGUAAUGUAUGCUUUGGCAUAUAAGUCAACCACUAGCUGAUGAGGGUCAGGAAGAAACUUUUCUCCUGGGCAUGUUAAUUCAUAACAGGCUACUAUACAGUUUCUUCCACUUUUAUCUGCAGCAUCUGAUACCAGCCAGUGCUGGAGACAGGAUACUCUUUGAACCACUGCUCUCAACCCAUCUGGCUUUUUCUGGGUUUCUCUGCUUGAUAUUUUAAUUUCAUUUAUCAGAGUAUAAAAAUGAUGUAUUAUAAUGUAUAGCAAAGCAUGCAUUGCAUUUUUAUGAAUAAAGAAGCAGAAAUAAAGAGCAUGCCUCUACCACA
Gallus gallus (chicken) is the source of this 4077-nucleotide messenger RNA. RefSeq names its product potassium inwardly rectifying channel subfamily J member 16 (gene KCNJ16). Gene Ontology annotation, biological process: potassium ion import across plasma membrane; regulation of monoatomic ion transmembrane transport. The transcript is spliced from 5 exons. The record is from RefSeq and is a predicted model, not a curated record. The coding region runs from base 460 to 1749 and encodes 429 amino acids. NCBI's taxonomy places the organism in Eukaryota, Metazoa, Chordata, Aves, Galliformes, Phasianidae. Gene Ontology annotation, cellular component: plasma membrane. Gene Ontology annotation, molecular function: inward rectifier potassium channel activity.